AAUUCCAACUUUAUUUCUCGUUCACAUUUAGCAAUUCGACACACCUAUAAAUAUAGCGUCGUGUGUCAUUGAGAAUUUACACACGAAAGUUAGUUCAAAGCAGAUAUGGAGAAACAGAGCACUUCUUCUUCAUCAUCAUCAUCUUCUUCUUGGAUUCGAGGUUCUUGUAUUGGAAGAGGAUGUUUUGGAACCGUAAGCAAAGCCGUGAGCAAAAUCGACGGUGGAGUUUUCGCCGUGAAGUCAGUAGAUCUCGCCACGUGUCUCCCUUCUCAAUCCGAGUCGCUGGAGAACGAAAUCGCGAUCCUCGGCUCUCUCAAGACUCACCCGCAUAUCGUGAGGUUCCUCGGCGAUGACGUGUCUAACGAAGGAACGACGUCGUUUAGGAAUCUCCACUUGGAGUAUUUACCCGAAGGUGACGUGGCUAACGGUGGUAAAAUCGUUAACGAGGAAACAGUCGGGCGUUACGUUUGGUGUCUCGUCUCUGCUCUCGGUCACAUUCACGCUAACGGAAUCGUUCACUGCGACGUGAAGUCGAAGAACGUUCUCGUCGCUAACGGCGGAAGCUCCGUUAAGCUGGCGGACUUCGGCUCGGCGAUGGAGUUGGAGAAACCGACGGCGGAGAAGAUUGCGCCGCGUGGAAGUCCGCUCUGGAUGGCUCCGGAGGUGGUGAGCAGAGAGUAUCAAGGACCGGAGAGUGACGUUUGGUCUCUUGGCUGUACGGUCAUCGAGAUGCUCACCGGAAAGCCAGCGUGGGAAGAUCACGGUUUCGACUCGCUGAGUCGAAUCGGGUUUUCAAACGAGUUGCCGUUUAUUCCGGCGGGUGUUUCGGAGCUCUGUCGCGACUUCUUGGACAAAUGCUUGAGGCGAGACAGGAGUCAGAGAUGGAGUUGCGAUCAGCUUCUCGAGCAUCCGUUUCUAUGUCAAGACCAUCAUCACUCCUUGUUCACUACCGAGUCGUCUCCGCGUUGCGUAUUGGACUGGGUCAACUCGGAGUUCGAGGAGGAGGAAGAGAUCGAUGAGUUGAGAGUUGAAUCUAUGGUCUCAGCGAUGGCAAGGAUAAGUAAACUAGCGACGAUCGGAGGAGAGGCAAUUUGGGAAUCUAAUGGUUGGACUGAGGUUAGAGGCAAUGCUUCCGAAGAGUCAGGGGCACAAUGGGAAUAUUUGAGUUCAUUAAGGGUAGAAUCGGAAUUAAAUAUGUCACCGGAGUCUACCGAGUCGGGUACACGGACGGUGAAUGAAGACUCGGAGUUGACGUCGGUGAUAACGUGUGAAAUAUUGUUGUUGAUGGUGUUAUUGGUGGUAGAGAAUAUUCAGAUAUAUGCCACGUUUUACACCGAUGUUUUUAUUCGUACUCUGUAUAGUUGUUAUCAUCAUCAAAAUAAUAAUAAGACGAAGUUGCGCAAAAAUCUAUCGUUCGUUCUCAGCCUUAACUUUUUGUUCGGUAUUGCAUGUGAUUCGGAUCGGUCUAUCUAUCUCAUAAAAACUCUUUUACGUGGUGCGAUGAGUGUCCUAACUCUCAACUGUUACUUCCUUUUGUUGAUAACUCUCACUUGCACAACUCAAUCUUGGUUUGGUAGCUUCUUGACCAAAUAUUUUUUAUAGGUCACAAGAGAUGAACUAAGACCACGAAAUUAGUAAUGAUUAAUUAGGCCUAAUUGUUAUGAGGGGUUACCAUGAAAUUUGUCAGCAUAACGUUAAUGUUGUUGUUGGUAUAAAUAAAGUUGUUAGGUCAAAUAGUCGAUGUGAGCUAUAAACUUUGAUCAGUUUAGAAAAAAUAAAAAUAAAACAGGCAAUAAACAAGGAGAUAACGAGAGAAUGGAAGAUGACUAUGAUGAAGUGGUGGGCAAUGCUGGCUUACCACAACUCCACAAGUUUUCAAUAAUGAGAAAGGUAUCAACAUAAACUAUACGCUAAAUGUUAAAGAAUAUUCCAUUCUCUUCAGAGCUUAUCUAUACUCAAAACAUUUCCUUUUUUUUCUUCUUAUUGCUACGAUUUUAUUGGAUAAUCGUACUAAUUAAGAUAGUUGGCUAUCCCGCACGAAUACUAGAUAUUUUAAUUUAUGACGAUUGUAUAGCAAUCAUUUGUGUGGUUUACGCCAUGGCCAUGGACCGGACCGGACCUGACUCAAUGUUCAAUAGUUUUAGAUUAAUUAAAUAUUAUACUUUAUACAUAGCCAACUUAGCCAAUAAGGUGGCUACUGUAGUCAAGUUUCAGCAAUAUGACCAAUAACAGAUGUAUAACCCAGAUCAGAUACUUUUUGCUGAAAAACUCUACACUAGACAUUCUUGAAAUCCUAUAAAAUUCUAAAAGAUGUGUGAACAAAAGACAAGGCAAAUAAUAGUAAAAUCCAAUAAGAGAUUUAAGAGAAAACAUAAUAGUAAGAGUGUAAGAGCAUAAUUAAUCCUAAAACCGUUCACAGUUUCUUAGGCAAUUUUUUUUUUGUCUAAAAGAAUAAAAAUAAGUUUAAAAGCGAACCAACCGCGGCCACCACAUAUCGGUAGGGUCCGCGAACAGUGUAAAAAACCCUCCACAAUCGAUCCUUAUUUUGUUGUUUCUGUCACCGGUUUCAAAAUUUUUGAUGGGGUCUAUGCACUAAUUUGUUUUAAGAAACCCCAUUAACUACCGCGAUAAUCAUGGUCUAAGACAGUAAGACCUAAUAAAAAAAGUUUGAUAGUUCUUUUAAGUGAAAGAUAUUUUUGAAGCGAACGCUAAAAGAAAUAAAAGUUUUUGAAGAACAAAACUUCACUUUGAAAAUAGAUAAAAUGUGUAUAUAAGUUUUACUAGAUUAAUAGAUUGUGUUUCUAUACCUCUCAAAAAAAUUCUUUAAAAAACUAGAUUUAUGAUUAGUUGCCGAUCAACUUUGUUGGCUUGAACAACACCAGAGCCAAUUCUUUCACUUUUGUACUUGUAAUUUUUUUUCUUACUUCUACAUCUUUUCUCUAUCUCUUAGCAUAUUUGAAACUUUUGCUAUGAUUUAUUCUCAGAUUUGUGGAUUUAGCUUUUGUCGACGUGACAACUUCUGUUUGGUAUUUGAUCUUGUAUAGUUUUGUUUGUUUGCUUUGGCAUUUGUGUUUCAUUUGUUCUGUUUUUCCUUUUUUGUUAUUUGCUUGUUGAUUUUAGAGUUUGUCUUAGUUUGUCUUUAUCUCAGCAACGUCGAAGCAAUGACUUGGUGGUCUGUGGGUUUGGUUUCUAGAGAUUCUAUGUAUUUCACGGUCCUUUGAUAUUUUGAUCGUGUAUUCUAUCUAUCCAGUGUUACUAAUGAAAACCCGAUGAUGAAAAGGUCUACUCAUACAAGUUCAAGAUCAGUCUGAAUCAAGUAUCAAAGAUUCUGAAGCCAAACAGAGAAGUAUGAUAUUGUCUUUUCUUUUGAUCAAGCACUUAUUCUCGAGUUUCAUUAGCAAGAGGCUUGAAUCAAACGAGCAUCCGGUUUUCUAUUCGAAGCAGGCUUAUCGAACGAACCAUCCGGUUUAAUAUUUGACCCACUUGGUUUAAGUCUGGAUUACGUUUAGCAGUUCAGCUUAUUUUUUUCGCCAGAUCUAUUUUUUUAAUCAGCUUAUAAAAACUUUAGAAAGAAAAAAAAAAUCCAGAUUGCUCUCCACACAAGCAUUUUUUUUCUCCGUCGAUCAACAGUGCGUUCAGACUGCAAAGCAUCUAUGGAAAAAGUUCAAAGAAGUUGCCAAAUUUGAAGAAGCGAAAGAAGAGAGCAAAGACGCCUCUCAGGCCGCUGGUCUGCUUGAGAAGUUAACAGUGGAAGAGAAGGAGGAGAAACCAGUGGAGAAGGUAGCAUCAGCAGAGGCAGAGAAAGCUGUUGAAGAAAAGAAAACUAAGGAGUCUGUGCCCUCAGCUUAAGAUACAUAUGCAUAGAAUGUUAGAAAUACACAAGACAACGCCAGGUACUAUACAGCCUGGUGUGUUUAAAAUCCAUCCAUGACUUGCCUUUCUUUAAAAAAGUUGAUUCUUGUUUUAUCAGUGUCAUCAUAUUUACUUGCUGAGCCGUGUUGAGUCCAUAUGUUAGCGUAACAAGAGUAUCUAUCACAUGUGACAUUCGCAUAUGAGAGGAGAUUUUCGGGGUUGUUUUGGGAUUCGUCAUCUAAAAGUAUAUAUCCCUUCGUUUUUUUUCUGGAAACAGUGUGCAGUCAGAACAUGCUCCAUUUUUAUUCUACAAAAUAUAUGCAUUGGAUUGCGCUUUU
This is a messenger RNA of Brassica napus (rape), 4190 nucleotides long. Its product is annotated as mitogen-activated protein kinase kinase kinase 20-like. Gene Ontology annotation, molecular function: protein kinase activity; ATP binding. Gene Ontology annotation, biological process: protein phosphorylation. The record is from RefSeq and is a predicted model, not a curated record. NCBI's taxonomy places the organism in Eukaryota, Viridiplantae, Streptophyta, Magnoliopsida, Brassicales, Brassicaceae. The coding region runs from base 106 to 1602 and encodes 498 amino acids. The transcript is spliced from 2 exons.